Messenger RNA from Sclerotinia sclerotiorum 1980 UF-70, 1260 nucleotides. RefSeq lists its product as hypothetical. The coding region runs from base 1 to 1260 and encodes 419 amino acids. Gene Ontology annotation, cellular component: membrane. Gene Ontology annotation, molecular function: transmembrane transporter activity. NCBI's taxonomy places the organism in Eukaryota, Fungi, Ascomycota, Leotiomycetes, Helotiales, Sclerotiniaceae. Gene Ontology annotation, biological process: transmembrane transport. The record is from RefSeq and is a predicted model, not a curated record. The transcript has 3 exons.
AUGGAUGACGGUGCGAAAGCUACCGGGGUGGAGACGAAUAUUAAUUCUUUGGGAGGAGAGAGGCAUACAAAAUCGAGUGAUGGCACGGCUGCAGCCGGCAGCGGAAGCUUUGAAAUGGCUGAUGAUCGAGCCACUGGAGAUCAGAUAGAUGGAGAGAUAUUGGAGCACGCCAUUGAAAAUUUGGAGUCCAAAAAGAAAGCAUGGUGGGCAUAUUUGCUUACACGGGACUUUUGGAUGGUCUUGAUUCUUGGACAAAUUCUUUCCCUAUGUAUUACGGCUACCAAUACUUUCACUACACUCCUUGCAAAUAAAGGCACUUCAAUUCCAGCUUUUCAAACUCUUUUCAAUUAUGUUCUUUUGUGCGCCAUCUACACGACGUAUACUAUUCACAAGUAUGGAUGGAGGAAUUACUUGAAGCUCCUUUGGGUAGAUGGCUGGAAAUAUGUCAUUUUGUCUUUUAUGGAUGUCGAGGGAAAUUAUUUCACUGUGUUGGCUUAUCGAUGGACUAAUGUCUUAAGCGCCCAACUUAUUAAUUUUUGGUCCAUCGUUUGCGUUGUAGUCGUCUCGUUCUGUUUCCUCGGUGUUCGAUACAAGUGGCUUCAAGUCAUUUCCAUUCUAGUCUGUUGUGGUGGAAUGGGUAUCCUCCUCGCAUCUGAUCACAUUACUGGUUCCAAUGGAGGUAACCCGCCCACCAUGUUGAAAGGUGACCUUUUUGCAUUAGCUGGCGCUACCCUGUACGGUCUCUCAAACGUUUUUGAAGAAUGGUUCGUUUCCAAACGUCCCAUGUACGAAGUCCUAGGCAUGCUUGGUCUUUUUGGCAUCAUCAUCAAUGGUAUCACGGCCGCCAUAUUCGAUCGCCACUCAUUCGAAACCGCCGUCUGGGACGGCGAGGUCGGAGGCUAUAUUGUUGGAUACACACUCGCUCUUUUUCUGUUCUAUACACUCGCUCCUAUCAUUUUGCGAAUGGCCUCUGCGGCAUUCUUUGAUAUCUCGCUUCUCACGGCUAAUUUCUGGGGUGUUGUUAUCGGCAUCAACGUUUUCGGAUAUACUAUUUACUACUUGUAUCCAAUUGCAUUUGUGUUGAUCAUCCUGGGACUGUUCGUAUAUUUCUUAUCCGGAAGUAUGCUGGGAGAUGCAGUCAAACCGUGGUUGGGCAAAGAUCAACAGGGCGGUGUUGCAGGUGUAGGAACCGCGAAGUUGAAGGCUAUUAAUGAAGCGAGAAGGGAGGGUCUUGUUAAUUCUGGGGAGGGAAUGGCUUAA